AUGUGUGACAUUCAGGGAGAGGUGGGGCCGCGAUUGGAGGAAAUCGUCGCAGACGUCGCAACAGCGUUUGUCGAAGCCAUCAACCACAGCCGCCCGGCAUCGGGAAGCCUUCAUCGAUCUUUGAAAAUAUCAUUAGCCCAUCUGGUGGCGGAGAUCAAAUCAAUCCAGGUGCUUUAUGCCUUGACCCGCCGAAAGUCUCUCGAAAAGUCGCUUUGCGAGGUAGCUCACUCACUGGAGCGAGUACUGUGCGGCGAUUACAUCAAGUCACGAUACCAGCACUUGCUGGAAGAGGAACAAAAGUCACGGGCCCACACCCUCCCUUUCUUCCUAUCCUACUUCAUCACUAAAACCCAGGAACCCUCCCCGCCCCCAGACAUUCAACAGGCAAACAGCCCAUUUCCUCAUCUUUUCACAUUCCGUGAGCUUUUUCGCCGCUCAGAUGUUCGAUCCCUUGAUCCGGAAGGAUUUCUCGGCCGCGACGAGCGACACCUCCGAGAUCUCAUUUUCUCGGUCAAAAAGUGGAACUCACUGGUGGACGAGUUGUACGAUGUUGACGAUGUAGCGGAUGACUUGGAACAAACCGAUGGGGACUGUCCAAGACCUCCCAUGGUCGAAAUCGUUUUCCGCCGAGAAGACAAUGUUCGGCAUAUGUCGCAGUCACUAUACAAUUCUCUGCACGCCAACUGGCCCUGCCAGUCGGAGCAUCAUAACCAUGACGGCCGUUUAGGUCUUUGCCUGGAGGCAAAAUUCUUCCUGGAUCCCCAGUGGAGCUCCUCAGAGGACCUUCAUGAUAGCCUGUUUAUGCUUUUGACUGGUCCUGGUAUACUUCAAGAGUGUAGAGUCUGUACAAGUGAUUAUGGCGUUGAACAAGGCUCGCCUGCCUGUCUCAUAAUGCACGACGAUCAGUCUCGGGGUGUGUGUUUAUACUUGACCACAGACGACGAAUACCAGCUCUGGGAUAAGCAAAGACUAGCCCGGCCGCUGGAAGUCAUACUGGCGGGAGAAGACUACGUGGAGAUGAGCCUCACUGAGUUGCAGGCUAUUAUCAAGCCAACAUAUGCAGCAAAACGAGUGAUGGGUGUGACGCUCGCUCGGUGCAUGCUCCAUCUAUUCGAGGGUCCGUGGCUCAGUGGCAGCAUGUCUAUCGACGAUAUAUACGUAUACUGCAAAGUACAAAAUUCUCAGCCAUAUCCCUUGUUUGACAAAGUCUUCAUCGCCACAAAGUUCGGCCCCGACGACAAUCAGGCCACUCGAUCGCGCGGUUACAAAAUCCACCCCUUCCCGACAAUCCUUGCCCUUGGCAUUAUGCUUUUGGAAAUCGAACUUGGAGAGGACAUGUUGGAUAUCAAAAGUGAUCCGUUGUAUGCAUCCAAAAAGCACAAACCAUUCUAUGCUGCUCAGCAUCUUCUUAAGGAGUUUCGGAAGCGCUUUAACCUAGAUUCGGGUCUUGUCAGUGCUGUCACAUUCUGUAUUGAUCGAGCCUCCCUUUCCCAAUUUGACACGUUGGAUUCCGAGGCUCUUCUUUCAAAUCAGCAAUUCAUCGACACCUACUACAAAAAAAUUGUGCGCCCACUGGAGCAAGAUCUUGUGAAAGGAGCACAUUGGACCUGGGGUCAAGUUGAACAACUACAAUCUCCUAGCUUUGCGGAUGCUGGCAUCUGUAAAGUCUUCACGAAAGGGGCUGUGGAGGUUCCUCAUGUCAGCCUAGGUCAACAUGGCGACCAGAUUGGCUUGAAGAACGCAGCGUUGAAAUCAACGGCUGUUGGUCCUAAGCAUCAUAAUCAAAAUGGGUUACAGAAGGCUCCCCGGCCGCGAAUGUCUCAUGGAAACCUUCCCAUGCCCAGUUUGGAAGAAACUGCUGUGAUGUCGUACAAACCAAUACGUUCCUCUGAUGCAGACACAACCUUGGAAGACUCGUCUCACUGUCGACCCGCGGCUUGUUCUAAUAAACCACAAAACCGUCCGCAACAGCCUCGCACACGUCAUGAUUUUACUGUUGCCAUUAUAUGCGCACUCCGAAUAGAGGCCAACGCCAUCGAAGCCAUCUUUGAGAAAUACUGGGAAGACGACAAUGGUGUUUAUACAUAUGGGAAACAGCCCAACGACCCAAAUUCAUAUACGGCAGGAUUGAUAGGAAACCACAAUGUGGUUCUCGCACACCAGCCUCGAAUGGGGAAGGCUACUGCAGCAAAUGUUGCAGCCGCAUGCUCGAUGAGCUUCCCCAACAUCAAACUAGCUCUCAUAGUUGGAGUAUGUGGUGGAGUUCCACUCCCUGGUGGAAACACUGAGAUUCUACUUGGAGACGUCGUCAUCAGCAAAGGCAUAGUCCAGUAUGAUUUCGGCAGGCAAUACCCGGGCCAAUUUCGACGUAAAUCCGCCUAUGAUGAUCAACCAGGACGACCAGAUCCCCGAAUAUCAUCAUUGCUUGCUCGUCUGGAAACUAACAAGCAUCGAGCUAAUUUGCAAGAUCAAAUAGCCAAGGACCUCAAUGAGCGAGAGCACAACUCCGACCCACGAGACAGAAUACUCUAUCCGGGGCCAGCAGAAGACAAGUUGUUUGAUGCGUCAUACAUUCACAGACAUCAUACCAUCUCCGCCAGCUGUCGAGAAUGUGCUGAUGAGAUAUGCGACAAGGCUAUCGAUUCCACCUGCGAUCAACUUGGAUGCGAUCAGCGAAGAUUGGUUCAACGAUCCCGUCACAACCGCCACAAUCAACCUGCCAUACACUUUGGUCUGAUUGCCUCGGGGGAUACGGUGUUGAAGUCCGGGGCAGACCGUGACAAGAUUUCAAGGGAGACCAAGGCGAUAGCCUUCGAGAUGGAGGGGUCCGGCGCAUGGGAGACCAUCCCUUGUAUCAUUGUCAAGGGUGUCUGUGAUUACGCAGACAGUCAUAAGAACAAGCUGUGGCAGGAUUAUGCAGCCAUGACUGCGGCCGCUUCUGCCAAGGCUUUCCUCAGGCACUGGACGGUAAAUUCUAGUCCAGAUCUCUGUUUUAAUUAG
Molecule: messenger RNA, 3000 nt
Organism: Penicillium olsonii
Lineage: Eukaryota; Fungi; Ascomycota; Eurotiomycetes; Eurotiales; Aspergillaceae
Source: the annotation of a GenBank genome assembly